This is a messenger RNA of Racocetra fulgida, 771 nucleotides long. The record is from the annotation of a GenBank genome assembly. Lineage: Eukaryota; Fungi; Glomeromycota; Glomeromycetes; Diversisporales; Gigasporaceae.
AUGUUUAUUAACCAGCAAAUACAAAAUCUUGAAAAAAUCUUUCACUCAUUUGUUGAAGAUAAAUGGUUAAAUUAUGAUGCUAUUGAUAUAAGAUCUGAAUUCAAAAAAAGCAUUCCAAUAGGAUGCAAUUUACCACAACCAAAUGUAGUUAUAUUAGCUCCAGGAGAUAAUCUGUGUAAUAAUAUGAACGUUCAUGAGGCAAUAAACAUGUAUUUUGACGAUGUAGUAAAAUAUGUGAAACAAAACAUUGGAAAGUACUUGGGUACUAUAGAUGAUUUAAAAGAAAGAGUUUCAUCUGUUCAAUCAAAAAGAGCACGGAUGAAUUUAUUGUUAAGUGAGUUUGUUGAAGCAUUAUGGAAACUAACAAUUGAACUUUUAGAGGCGUUUAGUUCACCUGAACCAACAACCCAUCCUUUAUUUUCUAAUAUAUCUCAGAAUUAUGACGAAGGAUUUUAUAGGCUUUUUGCUUGCUAUAAUAUUGGCAUAGAAAGGCUUUAUAACAUUUAUAGGCAGGAAAUAGAGAAGACAGUUGAGCGUGAUACAGCUGGUAGGCGUGCACGUAAUGUAAUAAUUGAAACUGUAGCUCAGCAAAAACAGCGGGAGCUAGAAAAAAAACAGUCAGAGAAAAAAAGAAUGAAUGAAUCUGUGGACAAUUCGCAAAUAAGGUCUGAUAAAAAAUACAAAAAACGAAAGAUCUCUGAAAAUACCAAUAAAGGUUUUGGUAAUAAUAAUCCAGGCGCCCAGUACCAAGACGAAUGUAAAAUGCAAUAA